This is a messenger RNA of Neltuma alba, 1017 nucleotides long. Its product is annotated as E3 ubiquitin-protein ligase ATL42-like. The transcript has a single exon. The coding region runs from base 1 to 1017 and encodes 338 amino acids. Lineage: Eukaryota; Viridiplantae; Streptophyta; Magnoliopsida; Fabales; Fabaceae. The record is from RefSeq and is a predicted model, not a curated record.
AUGCCAAAGAAGAGCAAGUGCUUGGUGGUGUUCAUUAUGAUUCUCUCGUUGUUGUUGGCUGUGCAAUCCCAAGGAACACCAGAAAGCAGCCUGCUGCAAGAUAUGCCUCAAAACAUCCAUCCCACAAGUAAAAGAAUUAUAAUAGCAAUCCUUACUGCUAUGUUGGGCAUAUCAUUUCUCGUUCUGGCUUACGUAAAGUUCUGUAAAAUCCGCUCCUUUACUGAGUCUGAUGAUCUAAACCUAGAUAUGAACAAUAAUCCAGGAAUAAGUCGUCGAUCUUCAUCUGGGUCAAGAUAUGCCGGGAUAGACAAACAAGUGAUCCAAGCACUGCCAUUUUUCAAGUUCUCUUCACUCAAAGGGUCAAAAGAAGGCUUAGAAUGUGCAGUUUGUCUGUCAAAAUUCGAUGAUGUUGAGGUUCUCAGGUUGCUGCCGAAGUGUAAGCAUGCUUUCCACAUGAAUUGCAUCGAUAGGUGGCUCGAAUGUCACUCGACUUGUCCUCUUUGCAGAGACAAGGUUGAUCUUAAGGAUAUCAAGACAUUCAAUUCCUCCAUCAGUUCCAGGUUCCUUCGAGUUCCUUCCGACAUAACAGAAGUUCCCGACCUUGAAAUCUUUGUUCAGAGGGAGCAAUCAAACAUGGGUUCUUCUGUAUUUAAUGAUUGGAAACCUGUGCAUAGACUUAAUCAUAAAAUAGUUAUAUCUGAUGUAGCUACUAGGAGCAGAUGGAGUGAUCUUAAUUCGUCGGACUUGCUGUCGUUGAAUUCUGAGAUCCUGAGCACGACAUUCUCUGAGGAAGACAACUCGUUUACAUUGCUGACUGCUCCGGGGGAGAAGAGAUCCAUGUCGGAGAUUGCCAAGGUGGCGAGGUUUGCAGAAAGCGUCAACGUGGAGGAUAAUGAGAGGGAAGAGAAAGUGAGGAGGAUUUGGUUGCCGAUUGUGGAGCGAACUGUGCAGUGGUUUGCGAGUGGAGAGAGCAUCUCGACAGAGCCGGAACCCAAUGGAUUUGCUCCAAAUGUUUGA